Dibothriocephalus latus is the source of this 786-nucleotide messenger RNA. The record is from the annotation of a GenBank genome assembly. NCBI's taxonomy places the organism in Eukaryota, Metazoa, Platyhelminthes, Cestoda, Diphyllobothriidea, Diphyllobothriidae.
AUGAAGGUGCCCUUCCAAGCGAUUCACGUGAGUUGGGCCCACGCCUUGCCUGUUUACUGCGACGUACCAGAUCUGCACAUUCUGCGGACCUUCUUUUCUUCGAACAAAACUUAUGCUUACGCCGUCCGAAGAGAAACCUGCUGUCGAGCCUCCGUAGCCUUUCUCGAACAGGUGUCAGACAAAAAUCCACCUUCAUACAUUGACAAGUUGGCUUUAGCUUGCCAAAGUGGACUGUAUAUGGUGAGUCCCCUGGGCCUGUUCCCGAGUCGCCAGAUGUGGGUGAACCGGACCAAGACGCCUUACUACCCAUGUCCAUAUAGUGAGAUUGAUUACACUCAGCUCGUCGAAUAUUACUCUGACGAGUCAUAUGGCGCACUGCAGCCCCUUGGACCUAGUCAGUCUCAGAAUACUGCCGGUAAGGAAGUUAAACCACUCGGCAGUAACAACGCAAACCGUGGUGCUAACAAUGCUAACAGAGGUCGAGGUUUCCGCAGAUUCGCUGGACAAACGCGCCGCUUUCGUCCCCCCAGCAACACCAACCAAAGCACUAAUCAGCCAGGCGAGCCAGCAGGAAAAGCUGUUCGCAGCAGUUCAGAAAAUAAACCGAAGCAGCAUCAACAUCAGACUGAAGCCAAACCCUCUGGCAACGGAGGACGCAAGACUUACUCCCAAAAGCGCCCUAGCCAACCUAAUAGAACUGUACCCACAACAUCCGCACCAUCGUCCUCAACACAGAAGGCUUGUGACUCCACCGAGAAGCCCCAAGAACAGGCGCUUGUUUCGUAG